UCCUCAUGACGAAGGCAUAUCGCCGCUGGCCCGGGUGCGGGGCGCAGGCGUAGUGAGGGGCGGGCAGCGGCGGGGAUGCGGACGGGUGGUGGGCUGUUGGCGGCAUGGCUGGGCCUGUGGCUCGGCCUGGCGCACGGUAUCUACUUCCACAUCGGCGAGACCGAGAGAAAAUGCUUCAUAGAGGAGAUUCCCGACGAGACCAUGGUGAUCGGUAAUUACCGGACUCAGCUAUGGGAUAAACAGUUGGAAGCCUUUCUGCCCUCAACUCCAGGACUGGGGAUGCACGUUGAAGUGCGUGAUCCUGAUAUGAAGGUGAUCCUGUCCCGACAGUAUGGCUCUGAAGGACGAUUUACCUUCACCUCACACACUCCGGGUGAGCAUCAGAUUUGCCUCCACUCCAACUCGACAAAGAUGUCAUUGUUUGCAGGUGGCAAACUGCGGGUGCACCUUGAUAUCCAAGUGGGGGAACAUGCCAAUAAUUAUCCAGAAAUUGCCGCAAAGGAUAAACUGACAGAACUGCAGCUACGAGUUCGACAGUUGCUGGACCAGGUCGAACAGAUUCAGAAAGAACAGAACUACCAGAGGUAUCGGGAAGAGCGAUUCCGGCUGACCAGUGAAAGCACGAACCAGCGUGUUCUGUGGUGGUCGAUUGCACAGACAAUUAUUCUGAUCCUAACUGGAAUCUGGCAGAUGAAGCAUCUGAAGAGCUUCUUUGAGGCUAAGAAACUGGUGUAGACAUCUGUCAGUUGUCAUCAUUGUAAGAACGUGACAGCAAAACUCACCCCCCCCCCCCCCCACCCCCGUCCUCAUUGACCUGCAGUACAGUGUGACUUUUUUCGUGUGGUACUAGAAGCUCCUUUGGAAAGUUUAGGAAGCAAAAGUUUGGUUACAUAUAAAAUGGUUACAUGUCGUGGAACAGUUAGUACAGGGGGUCCCCAGUGUGUCUGUGAAGAAAUGUUAGUUCAUAGUUAAUUGUAAUUGUAGAUUGCAAGUUGGAGCUUCCUUCUGAAGAGACUGCGUUCCUGAUCAUACAUUUUGGAUCUGAGAAAAAUCACAGCAAACCUUUCUGUGGAAUGCAGCCAUCCCAAAGAGUUCUUUGCAUUUUGCCAAAAUUUUCAUAAAAUGCCACCUUGGGUUUCCACAAAGUGCAGAAUUAAUGAAGUGUUUCGGGUUCAACACAGUUUGGACUGAGAUCAGACCACCCUGCCUCCUGCAUUUGUCACUAGUGAGAACCCAGACACAUUUCCCUUCUGCUCUUAAAUUAUAACUUGGUGAAAUUCUCCUUGGUUCUCAAAACAAGCAGCAGAAGCAAACCUGGGGGAAAGAAAUGGUUGGAAAUAUACUGAAGGGAGGAAUUUUUCACACUCACUUCUCGACAGAAACCCUUAUACCCAAUUCUAUUUACCCUGCACGGGGCACGCCAGUUGUAAUCUCUGGAUUAUUUCUGGUCUCCAUCUGUAAGGGCCCUCAUUGUGACAAGUUUGGGUAGGUGACCAGCAUUAUUUCUGGAACUCUGUUCUACAUAUGAACAGAGACUGGGAGAAGCUGAUGUUCUACCUCUGUGACCUUUUGUAUUGUCCAAGUGACCUGUUUAACUUUUCUUCUAAAGCAGUGACUCAGAAGCAAAAUUUAAAGAGCCUGACUUUAGCUCUCCAUGCAGACAGGGGUGCACGCCUCAGCUGCACAAGUCCUAGGAGCUGUGGCCAAUCAGGAUGCUACCAGGUCCCCCACCAUGUUGCUUUGGUAUCCUGGCCAGGAGAGGGAGGGAAGGCCAGGGGUGGGGGAAGUGCCUUGGGUUUCUUGUGAGGUCUUCAGAUGCCCCUUGUAGAAAACAGCCAUGUCUGCUCCAUUUGUAGUCCAGGCCUCUCUCCCCAGCAAGUUGCUCUGUAUGGAAGCCUUUGUCAGCACACAUGCUAACUGGGCCCUGACCUGGUGGUGAAGGCAAAAGGAUCACUGCAGGUUAUGGCUCUGGGUUAAUUUUAACUGCCCACUGGCGGGGUUUCUGCCCAGUGGAUAAUGUUUACAGUUGGUCCCAGCAGUCAUCUUGUUCUUCAUUUUCAAGCAAGAUCCACUCUGUAAGUAGCGGUGAGUAGGGGUCGCUGUAAGCUCUCCAGUUAGCCCACAGUCCCAUUCCAGCUCACCCCUUUGUAUGGAGUUCUGACAUUGCUGAUGUGUGAUGCACUUUGUUCAGAAUCUGUGGUGUUAAUGUAACGGUUCGUGCAUGGACAGAGGAAGCUGCUACACUGGAAACGUUUCGGGCAACCAGCUUUCUGAGAACUUGGUGAUUGCCCUGGUGUGUCCAAUCCUUCUGUUCCCGUACUUUGCCCAUUUUGGUACAUAUUGUAUUAUUGGACUGGGAGAAAAAAAAUUUUUAAAUAAAUUUCUUAUACAUGUUUA
This is a messenger RNA of Pristis pectinata (smalltooth sawfish), 2397 nucleotides long. RefSeq names its product transmembrane emp24 domain-containing protein 4. Gene Ontology annotation, biological process: Golgi organization; endoplasmic reticulum to Golgi vesicle-mediated transport; intracellular protein transport. Gene Ontology annotation, cellular component: Golgi apparatus; endoplasmic reticulum-Golgi intermediate compartment; endoplasmic reticulum. NCBI's taxonomy places the organism in Eukaryota, Metazoa, Chordata, Chondrichthyes, Rhinopristiformes, Pristidae. The transcript has 5 exons. The coding region runs from base 76 to 735 and encodes 219 amino acids. The record is from RefSeq and is a predicted model, not a curated record.